AUGUCGAAUACGACUAAGAUUCUGAUUGAGAAACUCAAGCUACAACGUCUCCUUCGCGAGAGAGUGUUUGUGAAAUGGAAAGAUCAAUUAGAGAUAUUAUUGGUUGUUCCUCUAGAUGCCAACUUCGCAGAUGCUUCUAAGCCUUGUUCAAUUUCGAAUGUCGAUGAUUUAUCUUUUCACGAAGCUUCUGCUAUUCACGAUGCUAAAAUCAGCGAUUCGCUAUAUGUUAACUGUAUACAAUUCGAUCUAAGUGCGAAGGGGUUCAUCGUUAUGGAGAAGAAGUCUACUGAGACUAUUAAGCCCUGGACUAAAACCUCAGCAAAAUUGCUUCUUGGCCUUGAAUCUUUAUCUAAUACGACAACCUUCACUGUAUACAUCAAGCCAAAUAGUUAUGCGUUGGUGGGCCUGGAACAACUUCAUAAUCGCUUAAGCAAUACUUCUAACGAUACACGCAAAACCAACAUGAAGGAAAUAUACAUUGAACAAGUGCCUGAAUUAGUGGAAUGGAAAUCACUACCACCAGCAUAUACCAAGAAACGUGUGCAGGUUCCCCGGUCACCACCAAUCAUUUUUGAACAGAAAACGCCAUCAACCAAUACUAGCGAAGUGGCGAUUGCAGAAACACCAGCUCGAACUCCAACUGGCACGAAUUCUCCAACUGGUCCGAACCCUCCAACUGACCCGGACUCUCCAACUGGCCCGAACUCUCCAAAUUCUCCAACUGGUCCGAACUCUCCAACUGACCCGGUCUCUCCAAUUGGCCCGAACUCUCCAACUGGCCCGGACUCUACAUCGGUGCAUAGCAUUUUCUCUCCUACCUGUGAAGAGUUGUCAGAUGGUGAAAUAAACUUGGACAUUAUCGAAAAGGAAUUCGGAAUAGACUUCGAUGUGGAUUCGGAUGAGGAACAGCUCGCUAAGAAACAGUUCGCCAGUUUGGAUUCUCGAGAACCAAAUCAGCAACUCGACUAUAAUUUAGAAGUGUCACAGAUACUUCUUAACUCGAAGUUGGCGAAAUGGAUGGAAACAGUAUGCUCUGCAUUGUUUUUCUACGACCCGCUCGAUUCCGAUUCCGAUAACACUCUCGGGUUAUGGGAGAAAAGAAACUUAUGGCUCAUUAAAGAUAUAGCCAGAACGAUUCCAUGGGCUGAUAAAAUGCGCUCUGGUGCCGAGAUAAGUUCGUCGUUGUUGGAGCAAUUUAUAAAGCCAGGUGACGCUGCUCGUACUGUUGCUCUAGACUCUAGUAACAAAGGCGUCUAUCUUAAACAGAAAAGUCUUUUUAUUACUUAUAUAUUAGCGGAGUUUGGCAAGCCGGGUGGUAUUAGUAAAGAGAACAGUGAGCCUGUUUCUCGAAAAAGCUUGGGAACUGAUAGCAAUGUGUCAAAGCGAGUAAAAAUGUAA
This is a messenger RNA of Sclerotinia borealis F-4128, 1398 nucleotides long. Lineage: Eukaryota; Fungi; Ascomycota; Leotiomycetes; Helotiales; Sclerotiniaceae. The record is from the annotation of a GenBank genome assembly.